Messenger RNA from Lottia gigantea (owl limpet), 316 nucleotides. RefSeq lists its product as hypothetical. The record is from RefSeq and is a predicted model, not a curated record. The annotation marks the transcript as partial. NCBI's taxonomy places the organism in Eukaryota, Metazoa, Mollusca, Gastropoda, Lottiidae. The transcript has 3 exons.
AUGUCGAAAGAAGGGAAUUUUCUAAUUUUUCUGUCCCUUUUGAUUUGUUUUCAACAAAUUUUGGCUGACGAAUGUGUUAAAACAUCCGACCCAUGUAUCUGCCAAACCACCUCUCGGAAAAUCAAUUUCAAAGAUUUGGAUUUGCCAGCAAAUGAUUACAAGUUCAAGAUAUCCGGAACUGGGAAGGCAGCGACACAAUUAUUUUAUUAUAAUCCAUGUUUAAAUUUUAGUUUUGCUAGCUGUCAAGAUGCUACGGUUUGCCAACAAGAUGGUACAGCAUAUUAUAAAUUGGGCGAUGUUAAUAUUGGGUACAGUG